Pelodiscus sinensis (Chinese soft-shelled turtle) is the source of this 2694-nucleotide messenger RNA. The record is from RefSeq and is a predicted model, not a curated record. Lineage: Eukaryota; Metazoa; Chordata; Testudines; Trionychidae.
UGGGGAGUUUAACCACCUUCGCCCCCACAACCCAUGAACACACACAGACGGUGGAGAAGUGACCCACAUCAACUGCUUCCCUCCAAAAGCACAAGGGGCUGCAUUUUAAAAUGGGGGUAGGAAGGAGGCCCUGAGGGGAUGGAUUGUAGUUAAUCAACAUUCAACAACUGGAGUGGAAAGAGGCUAACUAUGAAGGGAUUAUAUACUAGAUAAUAAAAUCACAGAGAAAGUUUGCAAAAUCAGAGGGGAUUUUAUAUUCAUCAUAGUUAAUAAAAGGGAGCAAAUUUGAUGGGAUUUUAAUUGAAAAUGAGGGAACAAGUGGGAUAAAAUGCUAGGCAAUUUUACAUCAAUAUUCAAUUAUUUGAAUGGAAAAGUACAAAAUCUGAGAGCAUUCUCAAUCAGACCAAACCUGAAGAAAUAUGCUGUGGUUUCAGAGCAAAGGCCUGGCAUGGUUUUGGGGCUCAGAGCAGGGGUUAGGCUCUUUGUGUAUAAAGGAGAGUUUGGGGGGGGAAUGGUCACUAGUUUGGGAGGCUGGCGGGAGGGGUAAAGCAGGCAGCUUUCCAGUACAAAUUCAGCCCCCUGCCACCAUCCCUAAAGGGCGCCCUGGAGAGGGUCAGGGUUGGUGCAGCCCUGGACUGGGGGGCACGAACCUCCAGGCAGCCUCUUUACUCUGCCUGGUUGCCCACUGGUGAGUGCACCAGCCUGCAGGAAGCCCCAGAAGCCUGUCUGGACACAUGCUGCCUCUCCUUCUAUAGCCAAGCGCCCCUGCCGGCCAGCUCCUAUCCCCUGGAACUGCACUCCGGUGCGCACCGGUUGCCUGCACCUCUGCUGGCAGCUCACAAUGAUGUGUCAGUUUCUCCAGAUCCUCCUCACCUGCGGCAGAGCUCUACCAGGGGCGAUGCCCUAGGCCCCUCUGGAGUCCCACCCUGCGGUGACACAGCGAUGGGGGGAGAAAUGCUCUAGGGAGCAGUGUGGGGCUGUGGCAGGUGCUGUUAUUCAUGCAACAGCCCUGCAGAGGCCUUGCUGCGCCAUGGCAGGGACCAGCCAUACGAGAUGCUGCCCUUGCAGUGUUUGUGGUCCAGCCUCCCUUUGCUGUUUGAGCAAGAAGGUGUUUCCGGACUCACCAAAGUAACAAGAGACAAUGUAUUCGGAGUCAGAACCUGUUUGGUGUUCAAAGUUCAGAGUCCACCCACUUCUGAGAAGAGAAAAGGAAACUAAAUUUCUCCACUCACUGCAGAAGCAGCCAUGGCUGCUGCAAAGGCAGGAAACACGCUCCUGAGUGAACUGACUUGUUCUGUGUGUAAAGAUUAUUUUAAAGAUCCCGUGUGUCUGGAUUGUGGGCACAAUUUCUGCCGAGCCUGCAUCACUCAAUGCUGGCAGGGACUGAGUACAAACUUCCACUGUCCGGAGUGCAGAGAAACCUUCUCCCAGAGGAACUUCAAACCGAACAGACAGCUAAGGAAUAUUGUAGAAGCCUCCAGACCUCUGACAAUGGAGCUAAAAAAAGAGCCAGAAGUGGAGACAAUGUGUGAGAAACACAACGAGGCUUUGAAAAUCUUCUGCCAAGAGGACCAAAUCCCCAUUUGCUUGGUUUGCCAGGUGUCCCGAGAUCACAAAGACCAUACCGUGGCUCCCAUAGAUGAAGCUGCCGAGGUUUACAAGGACCAAAUCCACAGCUCUAUGAAGAUUUUGAAGGAGAAAAGAGACAAGAUUCAGUCAUUUAAAUUGAGUGGAGAAAAGAAAAGCCAAGAACUGCUGAAACAGCUAGAAACUGAGAAGCAGAAGAUUGUGUCUGAAUUUGAGCAACUGUCCAAGUUUCUGAAGGGACAAGAGCGACUCCUGCUGGCCCAGCUGGAAGAGCUGAACAAGGAAAUUGAGAAGAGGCGGGAUGAAUAUGUGGCCACACUAUCUGAGGAACUGUCCUCGUUCAGUUCCCUGAUCAGUGAGUUGGAGCAGAAGUGCCAGCAGCCAGCGAUACAAUUCUUGCAGGACAUCAAAGGUGCCUUGCGCAGGUGCGAGAGGGAGAAGUUUCAGAACCCUGUGGUGUUUUCUUCUGAACUGAAAUGGAAAGUCUGGGAAUCUUCUCAAAGAAAUGGAUCCCUGGACGUCGUCAUGAAAACAUUCAGAGACUCACUGGCGUCUAGAAAGCAGCUGAGCAAAGGUAAAUUUCUGGCAUCUAAAGGGGGGUGAAACCUUUCCUAUGAAGUAUGGUGGCUUGGUGGCACCACCACAGCUCAGGUUUUCUUUCCAUUUUGCUUUUGACGGGAGCUGAACACUGUAUUGGUGGAGGCCACACAGAUCUUUCCUAAAACCAGAGAAGUAGAUUCUUUUCUCUGUCAUAAGUUAGAAUCUUUAAAUAUUGGUUGAGGGUAACCAGAGGGGCAGUGGCAGAAGAGAGGGGGGAGCAGUGUAUCACAAUGGAAAUCAAAAAGUAUAACAAUGAUCUUUUUGGGAAAUCAGAGCGGCCAUCUCACGUCAUUUGCAGAACUCGUCAUGCACGUGCAUCACACCCCCAGCCACAUUAUUACACUAGCAAAUGCACGAGCGGUACAGUCAAGACGAGGGAAAUUCAGCACACAAUGAUCGACAGUUCUGUUUUAGAAGUCAAAAGAAAUCUUGUUAAACCUGCCCAAAGGCCUUAGGCCGGCAUCCUACAGUAGCGGACAGACCGGCCCUCACGAUUUGAAUGUGCAA